This is a messenger RNA of Musa acuminata AAA Group (dessert banana), 2202 nucleotides long. RefSeq names its product M phase phosphoprotein 10. Gene Ontology annotation, cellular component: sno(s)RNA-containing ribonucleoprotein complex; nucleus; small-subunit processome. The coding region runs from base 62 to 1765 and encodes 567 amino acids. Gene Ontology annotation, biological process: rRNA processing. The transcript is spliced from 13 exons. The record is from RefSeq and is a predicted model, not a curated record. NCBI's taxonomy places the organism in Eukaryota, Viridiplantae, Streptophyta, Magnoliopsida, Zingiberales, Musaceae.
UAUUGCAGUCGGGCGAAAGAGGUAUUGCGAAUAGAGUGGUUAACGUACGCGAGUAGAGACGAUGGCGGCGACCCCCGUCACCACGGCAGGGCCGACGCAAGAGGAGGCGGCGAGGCAGGGAGAGGAGGCUCUCGAGCGCCUGAGGUCGGCCGACGCUCCGCUUUACCUCUCUCCAUCGCCGGAGCUCGCCAAGGACGCCCGCACCGCCUCCCGCUACCUUUUCUCCUCCCUCGUUCCUUUUUGCUCUAAGCCUCCCCUAGAUAGCCUCCUCGCGGACGACGGCUUCGACGUGGAACAGAUUUGGUGCCAGAUCGACCUCCUUUCCCGCCCCCUUCUGUCCGUCCUUCGCCGCGAGCUGAACCGCCUCGAGCGGGACCCCCCUGCGCGCGUGCCAGGAAGCGCUCUCGACGUUGGCGUAGCUGGAGAAGCGGCGGAGGCUGAGAAGGAAAGGGCCAUGGAGGACGGCGAAGGUGAUGAAGAGGAUGGAGAUGAAAGUGACGGAGAUGAGGAAGAAGAGGAAGACGAAGAAGAAGCGGAGGAGGAUGAGGAUGAGGGAGACGAAGAGGAAAAGGAAGACGAAGAGGGUGAAGCAAAAGGGAACCAGAUUGAAGAUAAGUUUUUGAAGAUCGACGAGUUCGAGGAGUUUUUGAAGAAGGAAGAAGAGGAGUAUGACCUUCGGGAGAGGAAAUGGAACAAACACAAGCAGAAGGUCUCGGACGAGGAGGAUGAAGAUGACGAUGAGGAGGAGGAUGCAGAUGAUGACGAGGAGGAAGAUGAUUUGGAUUUGGGAGAUUUUGAUGGUGAUGGCGAUGAAGAAACAGGAAUAGCUGAAAAUGCAAGAUAUGAAGAUUUUUUUGGAGGCAUCAAGAAAAAAGGACUAAACAAGAAUGGUAUUGUUGGAAAGAGAAAACGUUCUUCAAAUGCAAUUGACUUUGUUGAUGGGUUGGAGAGCACAGAUAUGGACAUUGAGGAGAAUGAUGACAAGGGGCAAAAAAUUCUUUCAACUCAUGAGAAAGAACUUAAGAAGCUGCAUUCAAAAAUAGAACAAAUGGAGAAAGCAAACUUGGAACCUAAAUCCUGGACCAUGCAGGGAGAGGUUACUGCUGCCAAAAGGCCUAAGAACAGUGCUCUGGAAGUGGACCUUGAUUUUGAGCAUAAUGUAAGGCCUGCUCCAGUAAUCACGGAGGAAGUCACAGCUUCCCUUGAAGAUAUAAUUAGAAAAAGGAUUAUCGAGGGGCAUUUUGAUGAUGUUCAAAGAGCACCUACUUUGCCAUCUAAAGCACCAAAGGAGCGCAAAGAGCUGGACGAAAACAAGAGUAAGAAGAGCCUUGCUGAAAUAUAUGAGGAAGAGUAUGCACAGAAGUCGGGUCUGGCUCCUGCUCUUCUGACUGUUUCAGAUACACUUAAAAAUGAGGCAAGUCUACUAUUUAAGAAGCUUUGUUCAAAGUUGGAUGCAUUGUCUCACUUCCAUUUUGCUCCUAAACCGGUUAUUGAAGACAUGUCUAUACAAGUAAAUGUACCUGCUUUAGCGAUGGAAGAGAUUGCACCUGUGGCUGUCUCGGAUGCAGCCAUGCUUGCUCCUGAGGAAAUAUUUCAAGGGAAAGGUGAUAUCAAAGAAGAGGCUGAGUUAACAAAAGCAGAGAGGAAAAGGAGGAGGGCUAACAAGAAAAGAAAAUUCAAAGCUGAAAUGGCAAAAAGGACACCUAAAAAAGCUGGACAAAAUGUGACCCCUGGUUCCACCAAUGAGAAGCCACCAGGUUCAUGAAGCAAAACUGUGGAAUAGAAAUGUUGCUGAUUUAAGCAAUACUAUUUCCAGUACUUUUGGUCUCUAUGGAGUCCGGACCUCCGAGCUACAACAGAAAUGGUGCCUAUCAAAAAGACUCAAGGAUUGAACAGUUCUUCGCAUUCAAAAUUCUGAUCCACAUGAAUGGGAUGACACUGUGUAGUCUGCAUCUAGAAUAUCAGUAGCGGAAGGCAUUAUUCUUUAGCAUGUCGAAUCCCUUUUCUUGAAUGGAAAACGAAAGAAUUAAAUCCAUUCAGAUAUGCUGAGAUGAUGUCCAUUCUUUUCAAUUUUUGUUAUAUGAACAUAAUGAUGUUAUUAUCAAUUUCUGUAUGCACUCGAAAGUGGGUCUGUAUACCUCCAUGUCUGCCGACAUACAGUGCAACUCAAUUCUCUACAACGUAUGAUCGAGUGUUGCAGAA